AUGAAAAAACUAACAAAACUUCAUAAGAGGAGAACAAAAUAUGCGCAUCUUAUUACAGGUUUGCAGAAAAAAUCUCAUGAAGAGCAAGAAAAAAAUAAUAAAAGCAGAUCAAUUCAACAGCAGCAAGAAAGAAUAGACAGAUUAGGUGUUUGCACUCAAUUGCUUGACAAUAAAAGUCGAUUAUCAACUGCUGUUCGACUUCAGCCACUUCCAGAACUUCCACCUGUUAAAAUAGAGGAGAAAUUCUUUGACAUUAAUAAUUUCGAUUCUUCUGAUGAAUUUGGAAACUUUAUCAGAAAGGCAACUCCUCAAAAUUUAACAAAUUAUUUCAAUGAAAAUGGCAUUCCUCGUUUAUUAAAUUACUGUGGAGACCCAUAUUUCAGAAAUAAGUUUUUCGAUAUCAAUGUCGAUGGUAUUGUUGAAGUUUUGCCUGCAAUCUUGGCAUCGAUUUCUGGACAAAAUAGAGCAAUUAUAUUACAGCGAAUUCUAGAUGUACAUCGCGAAUCUGCACAAUUAACACAAGCAUUCGAAUCAAUGGCUCUUAGUACAGAUCCAAUUGAAAUAAUUAAUCAAAUAGAACACGUUGCAUCAUCAUUAUUGAAGUGUAAACGAACGAAAUUCUUGAUUGCAUCACCAUUGAUAUGUGAAUUAGCGUAUAUUCACUGUGGGAUUAAAAGAAUUAUUCCAAUGACAACUGGAUUAAUUUCCAGUGUUGUUGGAAGAGGCGAUUAUGCAAUUAUUCAAGACCCAUUUAAUACAGAAGAGAUAGAUUUAGCCGUAGAAUCUUUUAUUUUCGAAGGAAGUAGAAAUUGUUUAAUAGCACCUUUGAUGCACUCUGAUUUUGAAAAUCCAUUCGCUUUUGUAGCAAUAGAUAAACUACGUGAUGAUUCUUUUUCGCCAAAUGACUUUAUUAUGCUUUGUUAUUUAUUUAGAAACGUAACUUCACAAAUUAAACUUCUCGUUAGAGAAUUAACAAGUGCUACUGAAAAAGAUAUGACAGAACUUGUUGAAGGAUUAUCAGAAAUUGCGGAUUCUUCAAAUGCUCACGAUAUGAUUGCUAAAAUCAUAAAUGAAAGCAACAGAUUAACGGAUGCAAGCACUUCAAGACUAUUCACUGUUGUUGGUGACUGUUUUUGUGAAGAAACUCCAGGAACAAAUAUUGGAGGAAAAUUAUUAAUGAUCGAUCGAGGUUUAACAUGCAGAGCAGCAAUAAAUAAUGAAACUACAAACUAUUUCUUACCUCGUCGUAUCAAAGAUUUUUCAGUUGCAAUUGAUGAUUUAACAGAACCUCGAAUUUGGUCAAUGAUCGCAUGCCCGGCAACAUACAACGGAGAAGUCAAGGGUGCGUUUGUACUAUACAAUAGAAGGAAUGGAACCUUCUUUUCAGCAAAAGAUUCUUUUGUUGCUACCAAUCUCGGAAAAUGCUUCCUUCCUUUACUCCACACAUGCUGCGAAUCAACAAAACUUCAUGAAUCCUUAGAAAGAAACAAUAUUAACUGCGUUCGAGCAUAUAAUUUAACUGUUUUUUCAUUAAAAGCAAUACAAGCUGCCGGAACUCCAAACCUUUACGAGCAAAUGUCCAUUUUCUGCGAAAAACUCAAGCCUUCAGUUCAAUUUAGAUUUUUAAUUUACGAAAAUGACAAUUUAUACGAAGCAUCAUCAAGACAAACUGUUCAAAGCGAACCACAAUUACUAGAUGCCAUCGUCGAAAUGAAACCUACAGCUGCGAUCAGUGAAAAUGUUGGAAUUUUAGUUUAUCCUAUAAAAUCCAACGCAAACAACCAAGUUUAUAUGUUCGAAUUCCGAGCUCCUUUGAUGAAACUCAAGACAGAAGAAGAAUCAAACGGAAUUCUUCAAUGCACAAGAAUUUUACAUUCAUUAGAAGAGCAUUCCAUGAAAUUAGCGCUUCCUGAGAAUUCCAGGAAGAUGCAGAGUAAAGCUCGAAACACCAGUUCCAAUAAAACCCAAAGUUCGAGUUCAUCAUCUUCAUCAUCUUUCUUUAACCUUGAUUUAUCACUUGUAGGUAAUGGUAACAACAUGCCCUUCAUUCCUUUAUCCCUAAAGAACAUCCACGAUGAAGAUGGAAUGACGUCUACCUCCAUUUUCGACCUUUCAAGAUCAGAAACUCAAACAAAAAGUGACAAGUUUAUAAUUGUCAGUUCUGCCCAACCAUCAAUAAAUCCGCAAUCAUUUGAAACACAAUUGGACCAAGGUAAAUUGCAGAUUUAUCCAUUCGAUCCCUUCCUUUCUAACAUUUUAUUUUCUUUUUCGAAAUUAUCAAUAAGACAAGUGGGUUUACACAACAAAAUCGUUACCCAAAAGAGAUAUAAACCUACUGUAAGGGCUCUCCAUCUCCUGGGAAACGUGUUGGCUUGUCCAAUGCCGUUUUCCGAACUUUUGAAUAUUUUAUUGAUCUCUUUUACUAAUUUGUUCGGCCGUGAGAUAUCGUUAGAAAUAUUCGAUCCCCCGUUAAAAGACGAAACAGAAACAGAUCCAAGCGCUUUGAACUUGGAAAGAGAUCGAAAAAUUUAUGCAUCGAUAAAAAUUCCUUCCCCGAUGUCGCAAGAUCGAUCAAUGGCCUUAUCAUAUUUCGCUGAUUUGGUUCUUGCUCUUCUUGCAAGCAGAACUGAAGGAAAACCCGAAAAUCAGUAUGAAAUCGGGCGUCCUCCGAUGCUUAAACCUGAUUUGACUUAUAACUUCUUAAGAUUCGGUAUCCAAGAGAAUGUUUCUCUAUGCAGUGAGUUGUUUUUCGCGUUCAGAGUCCAUGAAGUUUUGGAUGUGACGAAAGAAAGAGUUACAAUCUGGUUAAGCAAGCUUUCAACGAACCCUGAAGAAGAGAGAUUCUUCAUAAGUGCGUUGGAUGCGUUGCAAUUUGGAUAUUCCAUGUUUUGCGAAUUUAAAUUGUUCGAUUACUUCAAUCCAAGUGAAUUAUGCGCUUGCUGCUUAUCCAUAUUCUUUAGAUCAGCAUUCCCUCAUAUGAGACCGAACUUUAAAUACGGAAAUUACUUGAAAAAUUUCCUAAAUUCAAAAAGUGACAACAAAAUUGUUGUUAGAGUUACUACAGCAAUGAUCUUAUUAUCUAGUCCAGACUGUGACCUCUUAGAAUACGCUCCAGAAGAGAUAAUGUGUGAGUUAAUUGAGUUAAUGCUCGAAAGAGCGACAGAAUCAGCUUCUCUUUUGAUUGCCAAGUUGUCUGUCGAAGCCAAGAAAGGUAUUGAUCUGAAUAAAGAAAGAAACAGAGCUUUAUUCGCUACUUUGGUAACUGAAAUGUCUCAAUCUUCUCCAUUUUUCAGAAAUAUUGAUGUCUUCAAUGAUUUAUGCCUCGCAAGCAUGGAAACACAAGCUCUUAUUCUCUACAAAGCAGAGAAAAUCGUUCAGAAAUACGUAAAUUUGCUAAAAUUGCUCGGAGAAGGAUCAAAUAUCUUCGAAAAAGCGUUUUCUGAUAAGAUUCCAUGGCUUAUAUCAAAGGGUGAGGAAUAUUUCAUGCAGCAGGCAGCAGAAGAGGAAGAACAAGGUAAUAUGUCUUUGUUCGACGCAAGAUAA
This is a messenger RNA of Trichomonas vaginalis G3, 3543 nucleotides long. RefSeq lists its product as uncharacterized. NCBI's taxonomy places the organism in Eukaryota, Parabasalia, Trichomonadida, Trichomonadidae. The coding region runs from base 1 to 3543 and encodes 1180 amino acids. The record is from RefSeq and is a predicted model, not a curated record. The transcript has a single exon.